AAGCCUGCUCCCGCGCCCUCUGCCAUGGCCACCAGGCUCCUCUGCUGUGUCGCCCUUUGUCUCCUGGGAGUAGAGUCCAAAGAUCCUGGAGUCAUCCAGACACCCAGGCAUGCGGUGACAAAAAUGGGACAAGCAGUAACGCUGAGUUGUGAGCCGAUGUCAGGCCACGCUGCCCUUUAUUGGUACAGACAGACCUCGGUGCGGGGACUGGAGUUUCUGAUUUCCUUCAGCUACGAAGCUCCUGUAGACCAGUCAGGGAUGCCCAAGGCCCGAUUCUCAGCUACGAUGCCUAACGCGUCAUUCUGCACUCUGAAGAUCCAGCCCACAGAACCCGGGGACUCAGCCACGUACCUCUGUGCCAGCAGCAAAGACACAGCGCUUCAGAGUCACAUGGGUGCCAUGGUCAUCCAGAAGCCAAGAUACCUGGUUACCAGGGUGGGAAAACCAGUGACCCUGAGUUGUUCUCAGAAUCUGAAUCAUGAUGUCAUGUACUGGUACCAACAGAAGCUGAGCCAAGCGCCAAAACUGCUGCUUUACUACUACGAUAAAGAACUCAACAAUGAAAAAGACACCUCUGAUAACUUCCACUCCAGCCGGCCGACCACCUCUUUCUGUUCUCUUGAUAUCCGCUCAGCAGGCCUGGGGGACUCAGCCGUGUAUCUCUGUGCCAGCAGCAGAGACACAGAGCUGAAGCCUUACCUCCCCUCUGUUCAUAAACCUCUGUUUCCCAGAUCCAAGAGCCUCCUCUAG
Messenger RNA from Hippopotamus amphibius kiboko, 750 nucleotides. RefSeq lists its product as uncharacterized. The transcript has 3 exons. Bases 25 to 750 code for a protein of 241 amino acids. Gene Ontology annotation, cellular component: plasma membrane. Lineage: Eukaryota; Metazoa; Chordata; Mammalia; Artiodactyla; Hippopotamidae. The record is from RefSeq and is a predicted model, not a curated record. Gene Ontology annotation, biological process: cell surface receptor signaling pathway.